AUGGGCGCGCAGAAGGUCGUAGUGAAGCACGGCUGUCAGGAGGCACCAGCUGUGCACUGCCUUCCCUGCCGCAUCGAAUUCUCCGGCGUCGCCGACGUGGCCACGUACUUCCAGCCGCGAGAGGUCCAGCCAGAAGGGGCCCAGGAGGGGUCGCCAGCAGAGCCGAAACUCGAGGCCGCGUUUCGCGGCCGCAGGCUGCUGGGCGCGCGCCUCGCGGUGCCCGACGGAUACCAGGGCGUCAUCCUCCACGAGAAAAAAGAUGUGGACGGCUCCACGGCGCUGGAGGUGCGCAGGGAGUUCAGCGAGCUGACCUACUGGAAUCACGACGCCGCGCCGCAACGGUCGGACCAGCUGCCGCGGGCGUUCGAGUGGCUGCACGUCGCGCGCGCCGUCGCGUCGCCGGUCGCCUCGGAGGACUUCGAGAGCGCGCUCGCCGCGGUCGAGGGCCGCACAGAAGGCCCCCCCCCCGCCAACAGCUGA
Pedinophyceae sp. YPF-701 is the source of this 480-nucleotide messenger RNA. Lineage: Eukaryota; Viridiplantae; Chlorophyta; Pedinophyceae. The record is from the annotation of a GenBank genome assembly.